Messenger RNA from Platichthys flesus (European flounder), 723 nucleotides. It is a transcript of the gene polr2d, whose product is annotated as RNA polymerase II subunit D. Gene Ontology annotation, molecular function: translation initiation factor binding; nucleotide binding. The record is from RefSeq and is a predicted model, not a curated record. Gene Ontology annotation, cellular component: P-body; RNA polymerase II, core complex. Gene Ontology annotation, biological process: mRNA export from nucleus in response to heat stress; transcription initiation at RNA polymerase II promoter; nuclear-transcribed mRNA catabolic process, deadenylation-dependent decay. The coding region runs from base 139 to 573 and encodes 144 amino acids. The transcript is spliced from 4 exons. Lineage: Eukaryota; Metazoa; Chordata; Actinopteri; Pleuronectiformes; Pleuronectidae.
GUUGGACCCGGAAGUGCUUCUGUAUUAGAGGCUGAAAGGCGCCGAUGCACGCGACCUGGUAUUGUCCCCGGUAACUGUCCCGGUAACUGUCCCCGGUUCCCCCAGAAUCCCGGAGCGGGUCCCCGCGCAAGUGUCGUCAUGGCGGCGGGAGGCGGGACUGCUCCUUCUAAUGUCGGUGAUGUUGAAGAAGACGCGUCACAGCUGCUGUUUCCUAAAGAGUUUGAGAACGCGGAGACGCUGCUGAACUCGGAGGUCCACAUGCUGCUGGAGCACAGGAAGCAGCAGAACGAGAGCGCGGAGGACGAACAGGAACUGUCCGAGGUCUUCAUGAAGACUCUGAACUACACGGCUCGGUUCAGCCGCUUCAAGAACAGAGAGACCAUCACGGCUGUGCGCAGUCUCCUCCUGCAGAAGAAACUUCAUAAGUUCGAGUUGUCGAGUUUAGCGAACCUGUGUCCGGAGGCUGCAGAGGAGGCCAAAGCUCUGAUCCCCAGUCUGGAGGGACGCUUCGAGGACGAGGAGCUGCAGCAGAUCCUCGACGACAUCCAGACCAAGAGGAGCUUCCAGUACUGAGACCAGGACCUGAACCAGUACUGAGACCAGGACCUGAACCGCUCGCUGGUCUCAGGUCGUCUUGGAUGUGUUCGGUCAGAUUGAUAAUCAGUCACUCUCCAUGUUUUCACUUUACUUCUACAACAAUAAACUUUGUUUUGUGUUUUUCUA